This is a messenger RNA of Paramuricea clavata, 9320 nucleotides long. The record is from the annotation of a GenBank genome assembly. NCBI's taxonomy places the organism in Eukaryota, Metazoa, Cnidaria, Anthozoa, Malacalcyonacea, Plexauridae.
GGGUGAAAACAAAGGCAAAGUUUUGUUGCAAGGCGUCACGGGAGAGAUCAAUGCAGGCGAGGUGACCGCUGUUCUGGGUCCUUCAGGCGCGGGUAAAACAACGUUCUUGAAUGUUCUGUGUGGUAAAGCAUACUAUGGUGUAAGUAUUGUACGUUUUUUGAGAACCUAGCACAGGACGUUUUAUGUACUAUUUAAAACACGCGUAGGAGUGAAGAUGAGUUUUAUCAGGUAUAAAGUCUAUAAUAAAGUGUUUUGAAUAGCUUUAAAUACGACCACAAUAGAUGCCGUUCAUUAGGGACGGACCAUUAGAAAAGUGAUGGGGAGGGGGAGGGGGGGGGGGCAAGCGUGGGUUGACUACACAAUUUUUAUAGUUCGCUAUAACUAUAGCUACUUCGAAAAUAUGUUGUCAGCUACAACUACUGCUACUUUUGAACAAAGGUAGUUCGCUACUGACUACAGCUACUGCUUAAAAAAUGUAGCGAAUUAUUUCGCUAUUUCGCUACGCUAUAUUGUUUAGUUUUACUGUAUUUGGAGCAUCUACUAACUCAGGCUGUAAUGUAACCUGUAACAAAUCGACUUACAAGUACCAACAGUAAACACAAAGCAACAUUUUUGUAAGCACUAGAGUGUUCAGGAAUGCAAAUGGACAAUUGAGUAUUGAUUUUAAGCAAACCGUGUCUAUAUCAUGCUCCAAUAUCAUGUUAUUCUAUAUCAAGUUGAUAACAAUUUUAAAAAGUAGCGAAUAGUGAUUCGCUGUUUGAAAAGUAGUCAACUACUUGGCUACUUUUAGGCAAAAUGUAGUUCGCUAUCACUACAGCUACUGUUUUAAAAAAGUAGUCAAAAACUACUGGCUACUUGAAAAUUGUAGUUUGCUACAGUAGCGAACUACACCAUUUCGCUACUACCCACCCUUGGGGGUGGGUGAGGCAAUAUAUUUGUUUGUGCAUCUAUAGAAGAAAUAUAUAUUUUUUCUCACUUGAUGGCUGGAAACAUUUUUUAAAGUGAAAUUUAUAGGCCACUAUGCCUGGGAAGAUUUUUUUUCCCUAAUUUUUUUCUGGGAAUAAUUUUUCUUCACUUGACAUAUUAUGGUUGACAUGAUUUGCCGAUAAUCUUAUGCGAUCAUAAAUUUUUGUUUAUUUCAUUUUCAGGAUGCUGGUGGACGAAUAAAAAUUAACGGGAAAAAAGUUUCAGGAAUUCAAGAUUAUAAAAGUCUUACCGGAUUUGUACCACAGGUAAUUGGUUAGGGUUAGUUGACAAGAAGAAAAAUGAGUCAAAGUCGAGUCAUAGAGUGAUUUAGCAAAGACAAACUUUGCCUAUGUACAGUUGGAUGUUGGAAGAGUACUUCUAUAACCGAAAAUCGAACCCACGAUCUCUGAUGACUGCGCCACCGAAGCCCCCAGUAUAGAAUUGUCGAUAAAGUUAGUUGAUUCUCUUUAUGUAGGAUGACAUAAUGCAUCGGUCUCUGACAGUUUGGGAAGUAUUGUACUACAAUGCCGUUUUACGAUUGCCUCCACCAUCUGAUCCCAAGGUGUAUGGAAAAAUUGUUAAACAGGUAUGGAUGACGUACGCCCGUAUUCUAAAAGCUCACUCACACUCAAUGAGUGGAGGUUCAAUCGGAGCUUCUCUUAAGUGUGAAUGCUGUUUUUGAAUAGCUGGGGGGUGAGUAGUCGCAUAGUAAGGUACGACACUUACUCUCCAGCUAUUCAAAAACAGUAAUGACAUUCGAGAGAAGUUCAGAUUAGAUUAAACUUCCACUCAUUGAGUGGAGUGUGAGUGCGCUUUUGGAAUACGGGCGGUAGUCUUAUACUCUCGAUCUAGUGUUGGUAGUGUUCUACUAUUAGCUGCCGCAACUGAUCAGAGAGGUUCAGAUUUGACUUCCGCUACCACUACCUUUCACUGGCUUAGUACGCAUCUGAUGAUUGGUUAAUCAGAUCAAACGCAUCUGAUUGUUUAAUCGGAUAUAUUAAACGCAUCUGAUUGGUUAAUCGGAUAUAUCAAACGCAUCUGAUUGUUCCCCCGCUUAGACUGUUUAGUGGGAGAAGAGAUAAACUAACUCUUCGAGAAAUGGAGGCAAUUACUCAGGACGUAAACCAUCUCUGUCACCACCUUCUCCCUAUUGCACAGAAGCAUGACUAUUCCACUAGAACUAAAGAAAGAGGUUCUAAUGUAGGUCGCAUUAUUUCCAGAACCGAAAGACAUAAAUCAUCGUUUAUGCCUCGUGCAGUUAAACUUUUUAAUAAUAAACUUUAAAUUACUACUGUAAUAGACGGUUCUGUAAUUUUGGGCUGGAUGUAGGUUGCAUUAUUCUCUGAACCGAAGGACAUAAUCGUCGUCUGUGCCUUUGGCAACUGAACCUUUUUAAAAAUACAAAUUUUUAUUGUAAUAUAGAUGGUUUUAUAAUGUUUAUGAAUUUGUAAGUCCACUGUAUUUUUUUUACUUAAGGUGGAUUAUUAUUAAAGCUUUACAUCAUCCAUUCGCUAGCCGAGGUACGCAGUCUCCGAGUGCAUGACCUCUAGUUCAUUUUGUUUCUCCUUGCAGACAAUGGGUCACUUGGGGAUUCGAACUGUCGCUAACACGCAAAUAGGAGACGAGGUGAAUACUUAUAAUCUUUUACUAUCGUCACAAUAUCAAACUAUGAUCUUGGACAUAACUGGUUGAGACUAUUUUCACCCUAUACAAAAAUUCCCAUAUUUUUAUGAUAAAUUCCAUGUUGAAUCAUGUUGCCUUCUUAAGCCCCCGCUCCCCCAACUCAAUGUUGAGCUUGUGUCAUGGUAUAUUACCAAAAGUUGUUUCGACGUUGUUUACAACAUUGAACUGGGGGGGGGGAGGAGGGGGGACAAAGUUUGUUUUGUCCAUGUUCAAUAACUUUGUAAUAUUGGCUGGAAUGGUCUCAAGGGCUUUGUCCAAAAUUGUAGUUUAUUGUACUGUAGCUGCUGGCCUCUGGCGAUGCCUUGAUAUAAAAUAUGAUGCCUUGAUAGCCUUGCCUGUAGAUUUGUACAUAACAAAAUAAUGAGGUACCAGUUUAUAUUAAGUCUGUAAACUGUAUAGUGUGUGUGUGCGCGCACCUCCUUGGGCAACACCCUCUCCACCCUCCUGCUUAUAUCCUGGUUAAAAUUAAACACCAUCACAUAUCAAACAUUUCUGUAGAAAUACUGCUGAUAAAUCUGUGUAUAAAUCAUUUCCAGGAAACUCGAGGUAUUUCAGGUGGUCAGCGAAGACGAGUAAACAUUGGAAUGGAGUUAGUCGCUGAUCCAACCAUUUUGUUUUUGGAUGAACCAACCACGUAAGUUUAUGAAAAUUCAAACUAUCAGUUCUACACUGUUCUCCUCAAAUACCAAGUGACCGCCGUCUCUUAUGGCCUGGCCUUAAUGGAAAACACUCUAAUAUUCCUUCCGACCGGUCUGGCCUUAAUGGAAAACACCCUAAUAUUCCUUCUGACCGGUCUGGCCUUAAUGGAAAACACUCUAAUAUUCCUUCUGACCGGUCUGGCCUUAAUGGAAAACACCCUAAUAUUCCUUCUGACCGGUCUGGCCUUAAUGGAAAACACCCUAAUAUUCCUUCUGACCGGUCUGGCCUUAAUGGAAAACACUCUAAUAUUCCUUCUGACCGGUCUGGCCUUAAUGGAAAACACCCUAAUAUUCCUUCUGACCGGUCUGGCCUUAAUGGAAAACACCCUAAUAUUCCUUCUGACCGGUCUGGCCUUAAUGGAAAACACCCUAAUAUUCCUUCUGACCGGUCUAGCCUUAAUGGAAAACACCCUAAUAUUCCUUCUGACCGGUCUGGCCUUAAUGGAAAACACUCUAAUAUUCCUUCCGACCGGUCUGGCCUUAAUGGAAAACACUCUAAUAUUCCUUCUGACCGGUCUGGCCUUAAUGGAAAACACCCUAAUAUUCCUUCUGACCGGUCUGGCCUUAAUGGAAAACACUCUAAUAUUCCUUCCGACCGGUCUGGCCUUAAUGGCAAACACUCUAAUAUUCCUUCUGACCGGUCUGGCCUUAAUGGCAAACACUCUAAUAUUCCUUGACCGCGACGAGAAUCGAACCAGCGAGCUUCGCUUUGUUAGUCAAAAUUUUUAUGCUUUGCGAAGCGCUUUCUUUCCUUACCUCUUUUCAUUUCCAUACGACUUUCGCGCGACCUUUGCAUGAAGAAUGAUCACAGUUUGAUUUAAAAGUUCGUUAUUUGCCAGAUUCCGUAGAUAUUUGCGCAUCGCCUCUUGUGUCAGUCGACGUCCAGUGGAUUUCUCUAUCGCACUAUAUAUAUAUACAUAACGUACAAUAUAUUCAGGAUAAAACCAAUGUAAUUUAUUCUGGAUAGUUUGAUUACUUCUGUCUAAACUAACAGAGUAAACCGCUAAUUGUUCUAGAGGCUUUGUAAGCUGGGGAUGUCUCUUAUUGAUCCAGUGUUACUGCAGAAGGAAACCUAAACUAAACUAACUUUAUUUAUACUGGAUAGCUCUAUCAGUUCUAAACUGUUCUUCCUAGAGGUCCGGUAAGGAUCAUCUCGUAUUGAUCCAGUGUUACUACAGGAGGAAACCUAAACUAAACUGACUUUAUUUACACUGGAUAGCUCUAUCAGUUCUAAACUGUUCUUCCUAGAGGUCCAGUAAGGAUCAUCUCGUAUUGAUCCAGUGUUACUACAGGAGGAAACCUAAACUAAACUAACUUUAUUUAUACUGGAUAGCUCUAGGUCCAGUAAUGUCAAAUAAGGGGUGCCACAUGUACCUCAUUUAUUUCACGAUAAUGAAUUACCAGAGUUUAGUCUUAGUACGUUUGCUUACUUGCAUAUCUUGCUCUGUUUCCAGAGGUCUGGAUAGUUCAUCCAGUUUGGCCGUUGUGAAGGCGUUAAACACGGUAGCGGCGAAAACUAAUAUGACAAUAUGUUGCGUCAUACAUCAGCCAAGAUUUGAAAUUUUAAGUAAGUUGUUCCUAACUGAAAGUGAGAAAAUGAAAUGAUUUAGUAAAGGACUUGAAGGAUUAGGAGAUAUGGUGGAAAGAAGGAAUGAAUGAGCAAGGAGAAAAGGAAGGAAAGGAAGAAUGGAACAAAUGAAUGAAUUAAUGGACAAAUGAAUGAGAAAAGAAGGAAGGAAGGAAUGAACAAAAGAAUGAAGGAAGAGGAAUGAAGAAGGAAGAGGAAUGAGAUAAGGAAAAGACGAAUACAACCACAUGAUUCCUACAUAACCAACUAUUCUCUUUUUCUAGAAAUGUUCGACAAAGUUUUGUUCCUCGGUCAAGGUGGUCGGACCGUCUACUCGGGCCCUGUGGACGGAGCGGAAACAUACUUUGCCAAAAUUGGCUAUCCCUUGCCACCCUACGUAAACCCCGCGGACUUCUAUAUGGAUGUGAUAUCUGGCUCUGUCAAAAACGAGAGGAACGUUUAUACGAGUCUCUUCGAGGAGUGGGAAAAACACCAAAUGAUGGUGGAAGAGGUCGGAUCGGAAGUGGGGGAACCAAACGAGGUGGGGGCAAUGGAGGAGGGGGGUGACAAAAGCCAAAAUAUACAGAGUAACGGUAGUAGAUCAACCAUUGAGAUAGACAGGCCUUCCAGUCAAAUUCACAUCAAUAUGAAAGAAGCUGGCAGAAUUUCUGAUUCAUCUCAAGGUAUGUAUUACGAAACUAAUUGUGCUUGGUUUAACCAUAGUUUAACUUAGGUUUUAAUUAAGAAACUAACUUCGAUUUUGCUUAAACGGUUUUCCAUGAGCUAAGGACACCACGUACAACAGGGUGAACCCACCGUACUGUCUCUCUUUCUCUUUUAGAUAAUGUGACAUCCCAAGUUUAACAUAAAUUUUUCCUUUCUAGAUAAUGAGACAGUCCAAGUCACACCCUCGCCUAUUCCAUCCUCGAUAGAAAGCUGUGAAGAAGAACGGGUUUUAGAGAAACCAAAAGUCGUUCGUCUUGGUUUCUUCUCUCAACUAUGGGUGUUUUUCAGACGAGAGGUCGUGCUUCAACUUCGUAUGUCUCGGACCUUACUGCUUGAUCAGGUCUUGACCAUGAUUGCUGGUGCUGUUUUGGGUCUUCUGUUUCGAGAGGUAAGGAUUGCGUAAUUGUAGUGGUGGUUUUCAUCGCUUAGUUGGACUUUCUAGAAAGAACUGAGCUAUCCAUAAUAGACCUAUCCACUAUAAAUAAAGUUAGUUUAGUUUAGGUUUCCUCCUGUAAUAACACUGGAUGAAUAAGAGAUGAUUCUUACUGGUUCUCUAGGGAGAACGGUUUAGAACUGAUAGUAUUAUCCAGUAUAAAUAAAAUUAGUUCAGUUAAUAAUUUUAUAGAGUAUAUUUCUCCUAUUUGUAGGUAUACAUUUAUGAUGUGCACGAAACAACAGUACUGGGAAACAUAAUAUCGGGGUUGGGUGCUGUUGUUGCCGCAACGAGACGAUUUGGUCAAAACAGAGUUGUAUUUUGGAGGUAACUAUAUUUUAUUAUUUUUGUAUAGGUUGAAAUACACAAUGUACCUGAAACUACUGUAUUUGGGGAUAUAGCUGUGGGCCUAGUGGGUGUUGUUGCCGCGUUGAGAAGUUUUGGCCAACAUAGAGUUGUCUUUUGGAGGUAUUGUAACUACAUAUAAACUGUCAUAACAAGAGUUGAUAGGCUACUUUCACCUAUUCCACCCAGCAUUAUUCCUUUUCCGGGUACGUCGUUUACUGAACGUCUAGGAAGAACAGUGUUGAACUGCUGGAGCUAUCUUGUACAAUUGAAGUCACUUUAGUUCAGGUUUCCUCCCGUAGUAGACUGAUACAGUAGACCGAUGCAGUAUGUAGCCUUUACUGUACCUUUAUAAAGAUGGAACUGAUAGAGCUGUCGAGUAUAAGUAAAUUCAGUCUAGUUUAGAUAAACGUUAAAUUUUUGACAGUUUACUAUUUUGAUUUCAGAGAGAGUGCUUCAGGUAUCAAUCGUGUGAGUUAUUUCUUUGCUGUCAACCUGGCUUACAUUCCUGUUUUGCUGAUUUCUCCGGCCGUCUAUCUCAGUAUUUAUUACAGCAUCGCCGCAUUCCUGGGUAGGUGUGAAUUUGUAUGUUUGUGUGUGGGUUGUUGUGAGUACAGAAUUUGGGAAGAAGGGAGGGAGGAAGCAAUGAAUGAAGGAAAGAAGGGAGAAUGGAAGGGGUAGGAAGGGGGUAGGAAGGACGGAAGGUACGAAAGAUGGAAGGGAGGAUGAAGGGAGAAGCAAGGAGUGGAGGGAUGGAGGGAGAACGGAGGGCGGGAGAGAGAGGUGGAGGGAAAGGGAGGAAGGAAGGGUGAGGAGAGGAAUAGAGGGAGGUAGGGGAAGGGAGAAAGGUAGUGUGGGAGGUAGAAAGAAAGGGAGAGAGGGGGAGGGAGAAAGGAUGUGAGAAAGAGAGGGAAGAAGGAAGAGAGAGAGUGGGAGAGAGGAAGGAAGGUAGGGAGGAUGUUAGUGAGGGAAGAAGAAAGAGGGAGAGGGAGGAAGGAAGGGGAGGAGGGGGGGGGGAGAGAUAGAUGGAAGAGUGGAAGGAAUAAUAACAAAGGCAGGAUGAAUGGUGACAUGAAGGACUGUUUUCAUGUGUGUUGAAAUGUCAUUUUUAUUUCUUCCAGCGCCAUUUUAUUUACAUUAUGCAGUCUUUCUCUGUGGAUGGUACUGUCUCUCUGGCCUCGGCUACGUCAUGUCUCUGAUGAUGACACCAAGGAACUCACAAAUGGCUGCCAUUGUUACUGUUGUCAUUAUGGCUUUGUUGUCAGGUUAGUGGAGCUUUUUACUCUUUGGAAAUCGUUACUGUCCGAAAUUAUUAUGACAGAGGGGGGAGGGGGUGUUCACCGCGUUUAUGAACUGAAAACAGCCGAUAUUUGGCGUCAAACUAAUAACGGAAUUUUUGUAUACAAGCAUCAAAAUGGCGGUCGCAUUUCAACAAGCUUUAUUUGAAUAUUUUGGAAUAUUUUCGCUGCUAAAUAUAAACACGCCAUAGAGGUAUACAUUAUACAAACGACCCUUUUGACCUCGUUUUAGUGUUUCAUACGUGCGAAGGGCAAUUUAUAAGCACAUAAAAAUUUUUUAUUUAUUUAUUGGUCCAUAUUUUGACUAUUUUGAUUCACAGAUCACAUUCUGAAGUUGUAAGACUUUGGCAGUCCCUUGUGUAACCUUUUGCCUUCUAGAUGUAUAUUUUCAACCAUGCGCCAUUACAACACCUAUUCCCCAUCAUGUAUAAUGCUGGCUAAACAAUGUACCUGAUCCUAAAAACGACUUUCAAAUAUAUUUUGUCUUUCACACUUAAGGUGGCUCUCCCGAGUUGUGUAAGUUGGAUGAUACAUUUAUCGCAACUGCAUUUUACAAUCUGUCUUUCUCACGUUGGAUAGCGGAGGCGAUAUUUGAGAUUGAAGCGGCGGAAAACUCACAAGUUUUGAACGACAUCAUAAGCCGUGUUCAGAUAGACAAUCAUUAUGAUUUGCAAAGCUAUCGUAUAUGUAUUGGGGCAUUGCUGGCUUUGGGGACUGGGUAUAGACUGAUUGCUUUGUUACUGUUGCUAUUCACUAAACGGGGCCAACAGAAGUAGUGGUUUACGUAGGGUUAGUUUGUAACAUACGUGGUGGGUUUGGUACGGUUACAGAAGGAGGAAUCUUAGAUAUGUAUAUAGGUUAUCAUAUAAGGGGCGAGGCGAUGUCAGUUUUAUCGCUCUCAGAACGAUUCAUAAACGGCCAUAAAUUAAGCCGCUUGUAGUAUAUAUUAUAUUUUACUGUGAGAUAAAUCUUAACUGUAUAGACUAGGUAUAAUCAUAGGCCCUUCCCACAAGACGUUACAUGAUGAUAGUGCCAUCCAGUCAUGAUCCAGUGAUCGAAAUGUUCAAUUGUCUUUUCAUUGUAUUGAAAAUCCCACUGUUCUCCAUGCCAUCACGACACGAUCCAGUGAUCGAAAUGUUCAAUUGUCUUUUCAUUGUAUUGAAAAUCCCACUGUUCUCCAUGCCAUCAAAUCAUGAUCCAGUGAUCGGAAUGUUCCAUUGUCUUUUCGUUGUUCUGAAAAUCCCACUGUUUCCAUGCCAUCCAAUCAUGAUCCAGUGAUCGAAAUGUUCAAUUGUCUUUUCAUUGUAUUGAAAAUCCCACUGUUCUCCAUGCCAUCAUGACACGAUCCAGUGAUCAGAAUGUUCCAUUGUCUUUUCAUUGUUUUGAAAAUCUCACUGUUCUCCAUGCCAUCCAGUCAUGAUCCAGUGAACAUAAUGCUCAAUUGUCUUUUCAUUGUAUUGAAAAUCCCACUGUUCUCCAUGCCAUCCAGUCAUGAUCCAGUGAUCGAAAUGUUCAAUUGUCUUUUCAUUGUAUUGAAAAUCCCACUGUUCUCCAUGCCAUCAUGACACGAUCCAGUGAUCAGAAUGUUCCAUUGUCUUUUCAUU